Messenger RNA from Penicillium subrubescens, 1422 nucleotides. RefSeq lists its product as uncharacterized. The transcript has 2 exons. The record is from RefSeq and is a predicted model, not a curated record. Lineage: Eukaryota; Fungi; Ascomycota; Eurotiomycetes; Eurotiales; Aspergillaceae. Bases 1 to 1422 code for a protein of 473 amino acids. Gene Ontology annotation, molecular function: protein serine/threonine kinase activity; ATP binding. Gene Ontology annotation, biological process: intracellular monoatomic cation homeostasis; intracellular signal transduction; protein phosphorylation.
AUGAAGGAUACACAUCGUCGUCACCAGGACGCCUGGACGGCCGUCGCAGUGCCUCGACCCAAUCUGGCUCCUGCAACAGCACAUCACCAUUACCUGACGAGACCCAAAUGGUCGACCAACACAUCCGAUUCUAAUGGACACGACUCAUGUCAGAGCGCAAAGCGCGGCUUCCCCGUGUUUAGAAACGACCACAGACCCAGCUUGGCAUCAGUUUCGACAGUUGAACAGCCAUUGCUGCGGUCAUCGACUACAACCUCCAUCGUCUCAACCGCCCCAACAACAACCACACCCUUGCCCGAACCACAACCCCAGCGCCCUUUCACCGAAAAAUACGGCCGCUGUCUCGAGAUUCUCCACUACGGCUCCAAUAGUACCGUACGUCUUCACCAAACCAAGCUAUCCGCUUACGAACAGAAAUCAAAACAACUCUUCGCUAUCAAAGUCUACCGCUACAACAAUAACAUCGUCGAUUGUCCCAACGCUCUCGCACGCACAUCAUCCUGCCCACCAUCGUCCAUCGCAAACAUACAUCCCCAUCACCCAAACAUCCUCGCCAUAACAGACCUCCUCUACAAUGAACGCGGCGAACUCUGCCUAGUAAUGCCCUUUUGCGCAGGCGGCGACCUCCACGAACUCCUCUCCCGCUCAGGACCCCUCUCCACCCCCGAAGCAGACUGCAUAAUCGCCCAGAUUCUCCGUGCCUUGUCCUUCCUACACGAACACGGAACCGCCCACCGCGAUAUCCGCCUUGAAACAGUUCUCCUCACACAACACGGUGCUGUAAAGCUGGCCGGCUUCGGCGACGGACAUAUCCGUCGUAUCUGGAACGGGUGUGCCAUCGCACCAGCCUCCUCCAACGAAACAGACGGCGAAACCGACGCCCAUUCCUCACUCCAUUCUACUCGCUCCUGGUCCUUCUCUCUACCCUGGAUUCUAGCCCCGUUUAGCCAUGCCUCCCCUGCAAAGGGGAAUACAGGUGAUACGGCGAAUUCCACAGCCUCGUUCCCCGGUAUGAGUCUACCGUAUAUCCCGCCGGAGGGAUUUACGUACCGACCGCGUCGGAAGUUGUGGAGGGAUACGAUUGAGUGUGAGGAGGACGAGGACGAAGAGGAGGAGGUCCGGGAUCCACGACCGGCGGAUGUUUGGGCUACGGCGAUUAUUUAUCUGGCUCUUGUUACUGGUCGGUUACUUUGGCGCAGUGCUAGGCCUCAUCGGGAGGAUGCGAGGUAUUUGGAGUAUUUGCAUUGUCGACUCGGGGAAGAUGGGUAUCCGCCUAUUGAGGCGUUGGGGAAGAGACGUCGCAACGCUAUUUAUGCAAUGCUACACCCCAACUCGCGUAGACGCAUUACUACGAAGGAUAUGUUGCGGUCUGAAUGGAUGCAGAGUGUAUCGGUUUGCGAGGCUGGGGAGAAGGGGUAUUGA